UGAUAUCUAAUGCAAAUCUACUAUUCUAUUCAAAUGCAGGAUACUGGGAAAGAUGACAAAUGGAAAAAAUCAGCCAUCGAUCUCCUGAUCACCGAGAGAGAAAGGCUCUUGUGGCGAGCUCAAGGUUUACCAGUCGAUACCGGAAGUCUGGUUGGCGCUUCCUGCGCACUCAGGGGCCCCCUCGUUCCAAUAUUCGUGGAUCCAUCCGGUGUUGCGGUUUCGUGGUUGAAGAAUAACAUCGGUUCGAGAAUCGAGAUCACGAAGCCAGAAGAUGGAAAAUUCUUAACAACGUUAGAAUUGGCUGUACGAUUUGGAAAACCGUUACUGGUGGAGGAAAUAGUUGAAUUUCCAUCGAUCUUAUUGCCGUUGCUACGUAGACGUCCUUUGAAACUCGGGGAAAGAACUUUGCCAGCCCCUCAGGGCUUCAAACUUUUCUUGGCCACCAGACGAGACAAAUUGGAUGGCUUCCCUAAAGAAGUAGAUGCAGUUUUGUUUAAAAUUGCUCUUGGAGCUGGUAGCAAGAGCCUGGCGGAAAGAUUCGUCGAGAAGGUUCUGUUGAAGGAGACACCGAAGCUUGCGUCGCAACGGAGGGAGGCGUUGGAACGCGAGGAAAAAUUAUCAGGGGAACGAGACACAGCAAGAUUGGAUCUGUUGGCGCAGCUGGCCACUGCCAGAGGUCAAGACCUCCUUCAGGAGUCUGAAGGAUCCCAGGGAGGGCUUUUGUCGUCUUUGGAAGCCACUCAAUCGAAAGCUAAAGAAAUAGCUCUGGCCCUUGAGGAAAGUCGACGAAGCUUGGAAGACGUUACCAGAAGAGCCAACGAGCACGAGAGAUUGGCUAAAUUCGCAGCAAACUUGUAUAAAACUGUGAGAGGCCUAACUGCAUUGAAUCCAUUGUACGUAUUCUCUGCAGAAGCUUUCACUGAUAUUUAUUUGGAGGCGGAGAAUUACAGAAAAACGAUACUCUCUCAAGAUAAAAGGGAACAAGAAAAAUUGGUCGAGAAACGGUUAAUACAAUUGUCCCUCCAUUAUUGCUCCAAAGCCGUGUAUAGGGAACAUCGAUUGCCAGUCGCAUUACAAUUGGCGCUUUCAUUAAAUUCCGUACCAGACGUUGAGAGAAAUUUCUUGUUAGGAGAAAUUCCAUUAAACGGCGAUGAAGAUUCCGAUUACAAAGUACCUGAUUGGGUACCCGAGGAACGUCGUCUAUCGGUUCGAACUUUAGCUUUAGCAUUUCCGCAAAUAACGGCGAGAAUGACGCUAUCGUGGCUAAAGGAUGUCAGUAAUAUCUACGCUGAAAGAAAUUUAACCACGUUCCAAAAGAUUUUAAUUAUCAAAACCCUUCGCCCGGAUUAUUUGCAUACAGCGUUAUCGAAAUUGGCCGCGGAGGUAUUAGGAGUGAAGGAUUUAGCGCCACCACAUUGGUCACUGAGGAAAGUAGCCGAACACGAAACCACAUAUCCUGUGUUGCUACUUCUGUCACCAGGAGCUGAUCCUGGUUCCGAGUUGAGGGCAUUAGCGAAUAAUCGUGUCGCAUCCACCACAGGAUUUGUCGAGGUGUCCCUGGGACAGGGUCAAGUUGUCCAAGCUGAACUUGCAUUGGAGAAUGCUUGUCGAAACGGGAACUGGAUCCUCCUCAGCAAUCUGCAUCUCGCCCUCAACUGGCUUCCCCGAUUGGAAAGCCUGCUUAGAUCGCCCAUGUGCACGGCCAACAAGAAUCCCGCAACGAGGAUCUGGUUAACCACCGAGGGAUGCCUGGGAUUCUAUCCAAGCCUCGCUGGUCUGUGCUUGAAGCUCGCUUACGAACCACCCGAGGGUGUGAAAAGGAACGUGAAACGUUCCCUCCACCAACUCCAUCAAAAGCACGAGAACGCCAUGAACUUGGCUGGUAGCCUUUUGCUGUCCUGGUUGCACGCCACUCUUCAGGAACGGCGAAAGUUCGUGCCGCAGGGUUGGAUCAGGUCGUACGAGUGGAACGAGUCGGAUCUCGAGGCCGCUUACGAAUUGGUCGUGAGGAAGAUGGAUGAUGGCAAGAGGAGCGAGAAAGACAAGGAUGGAAAUUGGCAAACUGGGAGAGGAUUGCUGGACGUGGCCAUUUAUGGGGGCCGUCUUCAGGACGAUUACGAUAUGGGGGCGCUGCGCUCGAUCGUUCGAGACGUUUGGUCGUCCGAGGUGUUCGAAGGGCGCAGGAAGUUGGCAGGUGUCCUCAGAGUGACUAACGAUUCGUUCGAGGACCUAGUCAAGGCUUUGGAACGCAUCUCGGAUAACGACUCGCCUAAGGAGCGGUUUGGAUUACCCGCGAAUGCGCACAGGGCUUGGGAGAGGACCGCGGCUGAGGCGGCAUUGUUGCAUUUAAAAGGUGUUUUAAUCAAAGUGUCUGGUAACGACGACAAGAAUAGCAAGAAAAUGGAAAUGAAAAUUCAAAGGGAUUUGAAAGAAUUGAUUGAUCGCAAUGGUUCGAUAUUUGGGUCAUCGAAAGUGGAACAAGAGAAAAAUAAAAAUCCGUUGAAAAAUUUCUUUAUCGAUGAAAUGAAUUUGACCAAGAAAACAUUGAAUCUUAUUCGUGUCGAUGUGGAAUCAGCUCGUUUCGAGGAUACCAAGACUCCCAAGCAUUGGAUGGAAAACUGGAAGUAUGGUCCAAACGAGAUUUUGCCUUUCGUUAAAGGCUUGUUACUUAGGCAUCAAGCCUUGGAGGGAUUCCUGUCCGAAUUUUUACCUGUCGUCGAUAUGUCGCGAUUGGCGAGGCCGCGGGCAUUUUUGACUGUUCUUAAACAGCACACUGCGCGUGAAACGCGACAGCCUAUGGAGAAUCUUCGUCUUUGCGUGAACUGGUUCGAAAAUGACAGGAACGACGAUUGGAAGGUAUCGUUGCUCGUCGAGGGACUUUUAAUAUCUGGUAAUUUCACUCGAUUAAUCUAAAAAUAAAAAUGAUCUAAAUAAACAGAUCUGUC
Molecule: messenger RNA, 2945 nt
Organism: Apis mellifera (honey bee)
Lineage: Eukaryota; Metazoa; Arthropoda; Insecta; Hymenoptera; Apidae
Product: cytoplasmic dynein 2 heavy chain 1-like
Exons: 9
Coding region: 10-2913 (967 amino acids)
Biological process (GO): microtubule-based movement
Cellular component (GO): dynein complex
Molecular function (GO): minus-end-directed microtubule motor activity; dynein intermediate chain binding; dynein light intermediate chain binding
Source: RefSeq, a predicted model, not a curated record